AUGAUCAACGGACCUUCUGAUGUCGUUGAUGAAGGCACCGGCUCUGGCUGUGGUGAUGCAAAGGAUGGCAUUUCGGUCGGUGCUGGUGGUGUUGGCACGGCGUCGGAUGUGGAUGCCGUUGCAGAUGCUGAGACCACUGGAGGUGGCACAAUGGACGAAGAAGGUUGCACCGAAGAUUCUGCAGGCGGUGCCAUGGAUGAGGAUGCUGGUGAUGGUUGUGCUGAGCUUGAGAGCGCGGGUGGCAUGCUUGGUGCAGCGGAAGACGAUAGCGUGGGAGUAGGCGCAGGAAUCUCCGAUGUCAGAGAUGGCGGUGCGGGUUCGCUGGGUGUUGGCUCUGCUACUUCCGAAGAUGAGCUUGCGAGUACAGAGGAUGAGGCUGCUGAGCUAGGUAUGACUGGCUCUGGUACAGCGGAAGAAACGGGCAUCUCGGGUGCUCCGCUUGGCUCUGGUGUGGCUGUCGGCACGACUGUAGUGUAUGAUGUUACAAUCACUACAGGCGGUACCUGGAGGGAUGCCGAUGGGGAUACUUCAGCCGGGGGGUUUGAUGGAGCGGGCAUGGGAGUGCCAGCCACUUCCGAUGUUGAAGAGACUAGUGGAGCAGACUCUUGA
Molecule: messenger RNA, 609 nt
Organism: Alternaria ventricosa
Lineage: Eukaryota; Fungi; Ascomycota; Dothideomycetes; Pleosporales; Pleosporaceae
Exons: 1
Coding region: 1-609 (202 amino acids)
Source: RefSeq, a predicted model, not a curated record